Labeo rohita (rohu) is the source of this 4837-nucleotide messenger RNA. Its product is annotated as proline-rich transmembrane protein 2. The coding region runs from base 326 to 1033 and encodes 235 amino acids. The record is from RefSeq and is a predicted model, not a curated record. Gene Ontology annotation, cellular component: membrane. Lineage: Eukaryota; Metazoa; Chordata; Actinopteri; Cypriniformes; Cyprinidae. The transcript is spliced from 5 exons.
CGAGCACGCGCACACAGGUUCACGCAGUGAGGGAGAAGAGCGAGUCGUAAACGCAGUGGAUCAUAUGCCAACAGAUCACCCCACGUUUUUAUACCGAAACAAACUAGUAUAUGGUAGGAUAGAGCAAGACUGCAUUUUAAUCUUAAUUCUGUAGCAUCACCUGAACUUUCACGUGCUACUGUUUAUUCACAUUCAAAAUGAGAAAGAUUAUAAUGAUUUUUGCAGUCAUUUUGCAUUAGAUUAAGUUCUCAACAAAAGAAAUCCAAAAUUUAUACGGACACAUACGUUUGAUUUUGCCACACAUCAGUUGUCAUAAACAUUGGGAAUGGAUGUGAACGCUGACACCAGCAUUCCCACUGCUGCACCUGGUGUGGUGGAGGAAGAACAGCAGCAGCAACAGUCAGAGCAGGAGACCAGUCAGCAACCAGGCACAGAGUUGGACCUCACCACUACAACCUCACAGCCAGUCGAGAAUAAGCAACAAGAUCCACCCUCCACCACAACACCUACACCUGCUGUAGACCCCGUCCCCUCUCAGGAUGCCCCACCUAAAGACCACCUGGCAGUCAUCGACGAGAAGAUGGAAACAAGUAAUGGUGUUUGCCCUGGUCCUAUCAAAAGGUCUCCGACCGCUUCUUCUCCUCCUCGUCAGCAGCACGCCAAGCCCAACCACGCGCACGCAAAUGGGAGAGCCAGGCUGAGCAGCCGCUCUGGGUCAGUGAGUUACGCGGGGUCGCCUCGACCGUCACUCUCCCGACAGCCCAGCGCGGCCACUGAUGUUGGAGACGGAUCCAAACCCAACGAUUAUCUCAUUUGGGCUAUUCUGGCCUGCCUCUGCCCUGUCUGGCCCAUUAACAUCGUCGGCUUGACCUUCUCAGUCAUGUCUCGAAACAGUCUGCAGCAGGGCAAUGUGGAUGGUGCGCGUCGUCUUGGCCAGAAUGCAAAGAUCUUGUCCAUCGUGUCAUUGGUGGGUGGGAUUAUCAUCAUUAUUGUUACUAUCGUCAUCAACUGGGGUGUAAUACUUAAGACCUGAUGGCCGUCACGACCCUCGGGGGCGAAGUAAAAUUCACAACCAACAACCAAUCCAUGAUGACCAUUUUCUUCUUCCAUGCUUCAUUCAUCUCUCUACAUCUGAAUGCUCCUGAAUGCUUUUUCAGUUGUUUUAUACUCUAUCUGAAGACUCUGAAGCUGGAUGUUACCUUUAUCAUCUAUCAUGCCAGAACUAUCAAAAACAACAUGGACUCUUCAGCUCUACGAAUGCCUGGAAUCACGAGCGAAGCGGCAAGGCAUGCAUGGUUUUUUCAACAAAGGACUCACAUGAGAUGAUGUCAGUGAGGAGACCACAAAUAUGAUCUCAUUUCAUUUGUCAUGCACCCCUUGAGGAUGUGAGGGAGAAAAAGAAUGAAAGGGAAUGGGAAGGGAUUUGAUUAGAAGAUUAGAAGUAUUUUUUACGCACAAGCUCAGUUUACAAUCCUUGUUUUCUCAGAAGCAUGAAUCCAUAAAGAAAAGCUCAGAUUAAAAUGUAAUUGAUUAUAUAAAACAGCAGAUGGCUUCCGAAUUGGCAUCCAUCCACAGAUGAGUCCGAUUACUUUAAGAGCUGCUGUAGACACACUUUUGUCUAGGCUUUCUUUUUUCCUUUGAUGGAAGGAUGAGACGGAUGAACUGCACCCAGCGUUUAAACAUUUUUGAUUAGACAUGAUGAUUGUCACAAAAAAUUGAACGGCACAGGAGCCUCUCUUUCUUUCUCUCUCUCAGAAUUUACAGAGAUGCAGGUUAACACACAUAAACAAAAAACGAUGUAUCAGAGAAUCCUACAGAUAGAGAAGGAGGGAGAGGUGAGGAGAAAGUGGGAGGGAUCGAGACCUAGCUGCAGUCUUUUGUUUCACACAGAUGGAGGGAUGGAGAAAGAAGGAUAGAGGAGGAGAGGAGGGGGCAGCAGCUUCAGAUGAAAAGAUACCCCAGAGAUGGCGAGAUGUAGGGAAUGCAGUAGUGUUGAGCGGGAUCUGAGUUGCCUCUGAUUGGCUGCUUGAAUGUAUGUGUGUGCGUGUGUGUGAGGAAGCCAAUACCGUAAUGCUUGCCAACACGCCCUCCCCUCUUCCUCACAGCUAUGCUCAGCUAGAUCCUUCAAGGCAAAACAGAAAAAAAACAUUAUUUUAUUAUUGUGUUUUAGCAGUAUGAGGCAAAACGAUGAUACAAGCAGUGAUGUUUUUAUACCGUGAUGUUUACAAGAGAAUCAGACACAUUCAGCAGGAACGCUAGGACCAUGACGAAUUAUUUUAUACAGCUACAAAAUGUUUGUUUGGUUGAUUGAAUUGUGUUGCUCCUCAGAAUGAUACCUGAAUCGUUCCUGGUCAGGCCACACCGACUGUGCCAAAAUUAAGACUCUGCCAAGACUCCAGCUUAGGUGGGCAUGUUUGUGACAGAAACAGGAAAUGAGAGCAUGGAUGCAUUUUUAAGAAGGCAUAUAUGUAGGGAUGCACUCAUAUUAAAAUUAUAGUCCAUACUGGUAUACCAUUCAUUGUUUUCAUAUUGAGGCCAAUAGCUAAAAAAUGGCUAAUAUUAAAAAUGUAUAUUAUUUUGUCUAUAAUAUAUAAAGAAUAAAACAGUAAAAACUUAAUUGAGGCUUAAAAUUCUGCAGCCAAAAAUGACAAUUUUGUCAUAUAUUUUAUAUGUAAUUAAUAUUAUUAAUUACUCACCCUCAUGUCGUUCCAAACCCGCAAGACCUUCAUUCAUCUUCAGAACACAAAUUAACAUAUUUUUGAUUAAAUCUGAGAGCUUUCUGACCCUGCAUAGACAGCAGUGCAACUACCACGUUCAAGAUCCCAAAAGGUAGACCUACUUGGAAGAAAAGAAAUUAUUGAAUUCGUUAUUUUUGUUUUCUUUGCGCACAAAAAGCAUUCUCAUUGCUUCAUUAAAUUAACGUCGAACCACUGAUGCCACAUGGACUAUUUUAACAACGUGGUUACUACCUUUCUGGGCCUUGAAUGUGUCAGUUGCAUUGCUUUCUAUGCAGGGUCAGAAAGCUCUCGAAAUAUCAAAAUAUCCCACCCCCUUCUCUCUCUCCCACUUCACUUCCUGUCCAACUACAUUGUCCUAUCUAAAUAAAGGCGUAAAAGCCAAAAAAGAGAAAAAAAUCCAAUAUAAUUAAAACAAAAUCUGACUAACACAUUUUAAUAUGACUGACAGAUAAUUAAAUGUAAAAACAGUGGGAAAUAGCAUGCACAAUUGAAUGUCCAAUAUCAGACAAAAACAUCUAAUAUUGAUACAACAUAAAUUUAAAUAAUACCAAACUAUACAUAACAGAAAUAGUUCAUCCAAAAUGAAAAUUCUGGUAUUAAUCACUCACCCUCAUGUCGUUCCAAACUCGUAAGACCUUCAUUCACCUUCAGAACACAAAUAUAUUUUUGAUUUCCUUACUAUGCUUCUAGGCCUUGAAUGUGUGGGUUAGAAAGCGCUCGGAUUUCAUCAAAAAUAUCUUAAUUUGUGUUCUGAAGAUGAACGAAGGUCUUAUGGGUUUGGAAUGACAUGAGGGUGAGUAAUUAAUGACAGAAUUUUCAUUUUUGGGUGAACUAGCCGAUAACUGACAAAUCUAGGUAUUGUGCAUCCCUACAUAUAUGAAGUUCUUUAAUAGAUAAAAUUACAAAUCCCUCAUUUUCAUGGCUUCAGAUCUCUUGCAUGCAGAAUGUGACUGUUUUAUUGAUGUUUACAGCUUUUUGAUGGUCAUGGGGGCACUUGUUAACUCUCUGAGAUCAAGUAUUCUUAUUUUUUUACGAGACAAAACCUUUGCUGUGUAGCACUUUGUAAAUGUUCUGUAUCUAAUGCAACUUAUUCAGUACCACAAACAGUAUGAUGUCGAUAAGCAUGCUGACUCAGGUUGGGCGGUGAGAGGAACUCGCUUUGGGUUUGGCUUGCAUGAACAGAUGGGGCUACACUCGUCUUUUUGAUGCAUUUCAGUUUGCGACUGCUCUACAUCCCCACCACUCAAAUAUGAAUGAGCGUAGCAUGCACAUUUGAUCCAACCGCGUGCAGUCAGUGAAUGCCAGCUUGACUUUUGUUCUCUUGAAUUGUUCUGCUCCGCUAUAUUUAUAUUUAACCUGCUUAGAAAUUCACGCUUGUAUAUACAUCUGUAUGUAUAUAUGUGCCUGUACAUAUUUGUAUCGCUUCCGAUCGCGUCUGGUAAUCUGAAUCUCUUUGAUGGACAUGAACAGUGUUCGUAAUGCAAAUCUUGACUGUUAACACUGCAGUGCUUUCACAAAUUUUAUCACUCUUGAGUAUUUUUAUUGGUAUGUAUUUUGAAAACGGCCCUCUCAGCGUAGGCCAUUUGUUUUGUAUGCCGUUUGUGCUUUGCUGAAACUUUGACCUUACAAGCAUGUUUACACACCGAUUACAGAUCGCCUAUGCUGCACAGUGCAAUUCUACGAAGAAAUGUUUCAGAGACACCAGCCGAGUCCAAUUCUCUGGGUUACAAGUUCUACCUGUUGUUCAAAGUAUCUAUUUACUGAUGUGAAGAAGAAUUCUGUUUGUGUUUAUUUGACAUUCCCUUACAAAUUCAACUGCAUUUUGGUGAAAGCACCUGUGCUAGUCAAGACUUUUCCUCUGUGACAUGAAAUGAUUUGAGAGGCAUUAUGAUAACUCUUGUUGCUAAUAUAAUCCUGAUUUCAUGCAGAUCUGCCUGUGCAUGCCUUAAUGAAUUGCUUUGGAACAACAAUAUGUAAUGUACACUGUAUCUGAACCGAAGCGUUUAAUAGAUCUUGCAGUAUUGAUCCUUCUUCUGCUCUGUACCGACACUGAUUAUGCAUCAUUGAGUCCAGUGAAUAAACUGUCGCUCAUUAUGCCA